Messenger RNA from Phoenix dactylifera (date palm), 2661 nucleotides. NCBI's taxonomy places the organism in Eukaryota, Viridiplantae, Streptophyta, Magnoliopsida, Arecales, Arecaceae. The record is from RefSeq and is a predicted model, not a curated record.
CACCCCGCCAUUUCUUAGAUUUUGUCGCAUAUAAUUUUUUAAGCGAAAGAACUCAGAUUUAAUCUAUCGUAUUCGAAUCUACUGCUUUAUGCCAGUAUUCUCUACUUCUUUCUUUCUUCUUCUUUUUUUUGAUCCAUCAAGAGUCAAAUUUACUCCCGACAGGCCAACACCAACGAAAGACCUAGUUUCUGUAAAUUACUCUGUUUAUUUGAAGAAAAGGACAACGCACCGUCUCGGCAUCUAAGCAUAGGCCUGUUCGAAGAUUCAAUGCGAUAAUAUAUUAGGGUGUUCCCACCUUUAGCAUACGAUCAUUCCAGGCCCACUCAAAUUCGGUGUCCGAGGCUUUUGAUUCUUCUGCUUGGGUUUUCUUUCUGUCGAAUUCGAGAGAAAGCUUGGGUGUUCUCCUUUUGGGGAUCCUGGGUUCGCUGAUUAUAAGUUUGGUUUCGAAUACUGAUACCUUGUUUUCAGUUUAGAGGAGUCAAGUUGAGAUCUUUUGUAGUCCAUAAAUAAGCCGAUAGGAUGUCUUGAUUUGAACUAGUUCUCCAUUUCGGAGGUGAAGUUUAGUGAUACAAGUUUGUUUUGGACAUUGUUGUACCCAAUUCCAGUUUUUGGAUUCCUUAGAAGAAAAAUCCUAUAGUGUCUGGUAAGUUGACUUAAAUUUCCUGUUCGAGUGUGAAGCUCAGUGAUAUACCUUUGUUUUGAAUACAUUCAAUUUUUUGAUUAGAUUAUCAAGUAUAUACUUUCUCGGCCUUUACACAGUCUAUUAGGUUUCUCUGUAUUGGAUUAAAUUUUGGUGUCCAGAGAGUUCAGCAUUGUAGUUUCUAAGGAAAAAUGUAAAGAAAUGGAUGGGAGGGGCAUAUGAAUGGGGAUGAAGUGAGAAGAGGUUAUUGAGUAAUUCUUUGCAAGGUCAGACAUCUCAGAGUGGUGACACAGUGAAGGGAUUCUUGGAGAUGGAGGGGAGGGGGUUCUCAGACUUGUUUAGAAAUUCUAGUGAGGAGAUCUUUCUGAAGUCUAUGAUGGAGAAUCCAAUUGAAGUUUCAGCACCGAGUAUGGAGAUGCUGGGGUUUAAGAACAUCUUGCAGCCCUUUCGAGGAGACAGCGAGGAGCUUUUCAACACUUGGCUGAUGAAUGGAGAGAUUCCUGGCUUCAGCUCCACAAGCGUAGCUCAUCGUACUCGGCAAGCAUCUCGGAGAAUACCAACAGAACUUGGUGUUCUUUCAAGCCAACAAAAUGGAGUUGCAGUUCAAAAGAAAACUAGCAAUGACAACUCAUCUCAGCAAAAUUUAAGCAAGGCUGAUGAACAUUUGAAUGACCUUUCACAACAUUCUCUCAGGUUUGCAGCAGAGCAAGGAAUGCAGGAUAGUAACUUGUAUUUGGCAAAGGCAUGGUUUCACAGUUCUCAACCAAUGACUAGAAGUCGCUCUUCUGAGCUACGGAGGAGGUAUGCUGCUAUGCAAAGUAUGCAGAAGCCAACAGUUGCAGAAAAUCCAAAUAAUGCUGGAGGACAAGGUGCCGACAGAAUGAAACAAGAAUUUAUGAGCACCAGUAAUUUGUGUGGCAUCUCAGUGGAUGAGAUGUCCAAUCAACUGCUGAAUUUCAUGUCGCCAUCCAUUUCAUCCGCAUCUCCCCUUGAUACUCCUCCAAAGGCAACUGUAGAUGCAGUUUCUUCUGUUGUCAGCAUGCUUAAGGGCACACUGGAACGCAAAAAACUUGGCAACCAAGCCAAUAAAGGAAACCUAGAAGGAAGUUCUUUUGGGUUUUAUAGUGCUCAACAAGUUCUUGUCAAUUUGAGUUCCAAUCAAGAUGCAGCAAAUCAGGUUCUUGGACAAUCCAGCAACUUUCAACUGGUAUCCUCUGUCCAGAUGCAAAGUUCAGGGAACUUGCCAACAGCUGAGAGGUCUAUAGAACUAAACAUGGAAGGAUUUGUUACUCAAACAAGCCAGAUUCAGAUGGGGACAAUGUCUCAAGAACCUUCACAAAGUGGAUCAUCUGCUGCUGCACCUACAUUUUCAACUGGUUUUGAUGUAUGUGAUGGUCCUGCUCAUUCAGGACAGACUACAUCAGUUUGUGAGAGUUCCAGAAAACAUGUUGGUAAUGGAACUCCAAACCAUGGGAUUAAGGCCAAAGAUGCUACUACUCGUUCUCAACCAUGAGCAUACAAACCAGCACACUCCUCUGUGGAGGAGUUUUUCAGCAGGUUUACAGGGAAUGCUGGACUGGUGGCUUCAGGUGUGGCCAGAAACCUGAAUAUAGUGGGCAACUAUAUCAAAGAACACAUUGAUGACAUUGUAUAUCCUUACCGCAGGAACCCGUAGGUUUAAUCUCAACAGGGAAAUAACCAAUGCAAAAGGGGUUAUGGGUGUGUUACUAUUUCCAUUUUCUGCCAUAUCGGUUUAUUCUUGUAACUUGAGAAUAAUGCUUUUGUGAUAGUGCAAGAGACAAAUCGUUUAGAUGUUGCACAUGGAUUCGAUCAUUGCUAAUAGUGAUCAUAAAAGCUGAUCAGAGCAGUUCAUAGGUUAGCUGGAGAUUAUGACCAUAUUUUCCUCAAAACCUUUUGCUUGUACCCAUGCAAUGUGUGAUCAGCAAUGAGCCAAAACAUGGUGGGUUUAUUUAUGUUCUCUUUUUUCCUCAAAAAAAGAAAAAAAAAUUAUGUUCUCUUCA